CUCUCUCUCUCUCUCUACCCCCCUCCCUCGCCAAGAAAUCAUAGCUGAACACUCACCAAAUUCUUGGUCGUUCCUCGUGUUGAAGACUUUCCACAAAUCUUGAUUAAAAUGGAUUCCCUGCCUGAUGCCAUUAUCCACUAUAUCUUGUCUCACAUCAACAAUGCUAAGGAUGUGGCAUCUUGUACUUGUGUCUCCAAGAAAUGGAAAGAUUCAAUGCCAUAUCUUAGGAGCCUUUACUUCCCUCGCAACAUUUUUGAUAACCUCACUGGUGGGGACACUCCUGACAGCAUUGUGAGGCAUAUUAUUUCUUCAAUUGUUCGAUUAGAAGAACUUGUCGUUUAUUGCCCUUUCUCCAGUGCCGGCCUUGAAUCAUGGCUAUCAUUCCUGGGACCAUCUUUAAGGAACCUUGAACUCCGAAUGGACAACAUUGUUGAACAUCAAUCCUGUAUGGACAGACCUUCAAAAUUGGAUUGCAUUAGAGCUGCUUGGAAUGUGGAGUCUCUAAAGCUUUGGGGUGUGUUAGUGACCCAUUCCCCCAAAUGGGAUGCCUUUCUAAAACUCCAAGAACUUCAAAUAGUUGGAGCAAGAUUGGAGGAUACUGCAUUGUCGGAUGUGCUUUGUGCAUGUCCUAAUUUGAAAAGCCUGUUGCUACUUGGUUGUGAGGGGUUGAGAUCUGUUUCUAUUGAGCUCCCCCAUCUGAAGCAGUGUAAGCUUGAUUUUUAUGGCUUGGGUAAUUCUUUACUUUCUCUCACGGCUGCAAAGCUAGAAAUCCUUGAGGUACAAGGUUGUAGUUGGAUUAGGGUUCAUGAGACCCGAUGCUUGAGGAUUCUUUCCAUUUCCAACAACUCUGGGCGAGUUAACAUUGUGGAUUUUGGGAGACUUGUGGCUCUUGAGUCCUUGUCCAUUAGAGGGGUCCAGUGGUGUUGGGAUGCAAUAAGCAAAAUGCUUCAAAUGGCGAGCCAGGUGAAGCAUCUCUAUAUGAAGGUGGAAUUCACUGGGGAUUUUGAAGCCCUUCUACCCUUUCCAGAGAUUGAUUUCGUUGACUUCUUUAACUGCCAUCCAAAGCUGCAAAAGUUUGACGCCCAUGGUGCCAUGUUUGCUGCUCUUUGCCAGAAGAACAGCCUUAAAAAUGUGGAUUCAAAGUUUGUGAUUCCUUCACUGGAGGAAGUGGUGGUCACAGUGAGAUCACCAUUGAAUGCUGAGCAGAAAAUGAGUACUCUUGAGUCAUUGCUCAAGUAUGGAAAACAUCUAAAGAAGAUGAGAAUAAAGAUUCUUCAAAUGAAAAGCAGCCAUAGCAGUGCAGAUGAUUUCUUUGAGGAGAUUUGCUGGUUUAGACACACGAAUCGUAAGAUUGUUUCAAUUGAAUAACAACUCAUUGGGCAUUUUUUUCCCUGAUUCAUUAGCUUUCUAUUGUAAGUCACUCUGUUCUUCAGACUGGAGGAAGUUGUGCUUUUCUGUAUCAGACAUGAUCAUUCUUGGACAAUUUUUGUCAUAAACAUGCUUACAUAUCUCU
Molecule: messenger RNA, 1513 nt
Organism: Ilex paraguariensis (yerba mate)
Lineage: Eukaryota; Viridiplantae; Streptophyta; Magnoliopsida; Aquifoliales; Aquifoliaceae
Source: the annotation of a GenBank genome assembly